This is a messenger RNA of Sinocyclocheilus grahami, 1855 nucleotides long. RefSeq names its product chromaffin granule amine transporter. Gene Ontology annotation, molecular function: xenobiotic transmembrane transporter activity; serotonin:sodium:chloride symporter activity. Lineage: Eukaryota; Metazoa; Chordata; Actinopteri; Cypriniformes; Cyprinidae. Gene Ontology annotation, cellular component: synaptic vesicle membrane; terminal bouton. The coding region runs from base 114 to 1631 and encodes 505 amino acids. Gene Ontology annotation, biological process: aminergic neurotransmitter loading into synaptic vesicle; xenobiotic transport; transmembrane transport. The record is from RefSeq and is a predicted model, not a curated record. The transcript has 16 exons.
CCCUCCAGCAACGUACACCAUCCAACAAGUGACCCCUGCAUCACGCACACCUGCACUGGACAUACACUCGUGCACUGAAGAAGAGAAUGCAUCCUAAGUGACAGAGGUGGAUCAUGGCUAUGCUGAACCCUAUGGACUGGAUCAGCGAGAGCAGGGGCUCUCCUCGUCUGGUGCUUGUCAUUGUGUGUGUGGCCCUGCUGCUGGAUAACAUGCUGCUAACAGUUGUGGUUCCCAUCAUCCCAACCUUCCUAUAUGCCAUAGAGCACCAGACACAAGAGCUCCCGUCUGCCGCCCCCUCUGAGGUUCAGCCCACCUACAUCUUCUCCCUGUACGACAACAACACCUACACCAUCAGCACUGCUAAUCUCACCAUCUCCUCCGGCGCUAAUGGAAGUUUAGGGCUCAACAGCAGUAUUGUUGAGCGACACGGGUGUAAAGAGGACAGUGAGUUUUUGGAAGAGGAGAAUGUGAGGGUAGGGCUGCUGUUUGCCUCCAAAGCAUUGGUGCAGCUCAUGGUCAACCCGUUUGUGGGUCCGCUGACUAACAGGAUUGGAUAUCACAUACCGAUGUUUGCUGGGUUUGUCAUCAUGUUUGUUUCCACAAUAAUGUUUGCCUUCUCAGGGACAUACGCGCUGCUGUUUUUCGCCCGCUCACUGCAGGGAAUUGGAUCAUCAUUUUCCUCUGUGGCAGGUCUGGGAAUGUUAGCAAGCGUGUACACAGAUGACAAUGAGAGAGGAAUUGCCAUGGGAAUCGCACUGGGAGGACUUGCCAUGGGAGUGCUCAUUGGAGCGCCAUUCGGCAGCGUUAUGUAUGAGUUUGUUAGUAAAAGUUCUCCCUUCCUCGUCCUUGCCUUCUUGGCUAUGUUUGAUGGAGCCCUCCAGCUCUGCAUCCUUCAGCCCUCAAAAAUAUCUCCAGGGAGCGUGGAAGGAACACCAUUACUCACCCUGCUGAAGGAUCCCUACAUACUCAUUAGUGCAGGGUCGUUGUGCUUUGCAAACAUGGGGGUGGCUAUUUUAGAGCCCACUCUUCCCAUCUGGAUGAUGCAAACAAUGUGCUCGCCAAAAUGGCAACUUGGUAUGGCUUUCCUACCAGCCAGUGUUUCGUACCUCAUUGGGACCAAUCUGUUUGGCAUACUUGCCAAUAAAAUGGGAAGGUGGUUGUGUUCCAUGAUCGGCAUGUUUAUAAUCGGCAUCAGUCUGCUCUGUGUUCCCUUUGCCAAAGACAUCUAUGGGCUUAUUGGUCCCAAUGGAGGACUGGGAUUUGCUAUUGGAAUGGUUGAUUCAUCUAUGAUGGCUAUAAUGGGUUACCUAGUGGAUAUCCGGCAUAUGUCUGUCUACGGAAGUGUGUAUGCUAUUGCUGAUGUGGCACUCUGCAUGGGAUUUGCUGUUGGUCCAUCAACUGGAGGGGCCAUAGUAAGAGCCAUAGGCUUCCCCAAUCUCAUGGUGAUCAUCGGCAUUAUCAACAUCCUGUAUGCACCCCUUUGCUUCUUCCUCAAAAAUCCUGCUGUUCGGGAGGAGAAUUUGGCUAUAAUAAAUCAGGAGUGUCCAAUGCAUGUGAAGAGCUACAAUACACAGCGCGGGUACAGAGAAUUCCCUCUGAGUGAUGAAAGCGAGGAGGACACUGAAGAGUGAUGCACAUAUACUUUUAAAGGAACUUGCCAACAAAUCAUCAGGACCUACGAGCAGCCCUGAUUCAAACGUUUUAAAAUGAUUAAUAUUGCAACUUUCCCUAUCCUUCACUAUGAUCACAUUUUUGUGUACAAGUGGUUAGUGUGACGUAAUGUUUUUGUACUUGUAUGCUUGUAAAGUGUUGUUUAUCCUGUCCCUUGUCAUGUCAGUGGGUUUGAAUGAAAUAA